CGACAUACUUCAUGAAAUAUACCACAGUGCCAACAGUGAUCCGUUCUUAAUUCUCGACGUCGUUUCCCGUGGUCUCGACCCGGCCCUUGAAUCGCAUCGAUCCCUCAAAAUGGCUCGUCUAAGAUCCCUCCGGGUCCCUCGCCCCAAGAAAUUCCUUCUCCUCCUCCCCAUCUCCACCGCUAACACCCUCCUCCUCUUCGUCCUCCUCCUCAACAAGGCCUCCGGCAUCUAUGGCCUGCUCGCGCCCCUCACCGGCGCCCCCCUCUCCUCGCUACAAGCGACCAUGUACAUCUACUCCGUCCUCAGCCUCGUCUUCGUCCUCUUCUACCUCGUCCCUCACAUCCGCGCCACCUCCUCCACCACGCCCGCCGACCCGUUCAAGACCCUCCUCUGGGCCUACUUCUACGCCCUCGACGCCCUCGUCAACAUGCUCUUCACCGUCGCCUUCGCCUUCGCCUGGUUCUUCGUCGUCGCCCAGCACGACAGCAAGCCUGUCCCCGGCGCCCAAGGCGUCGAACAAAAUGCGGGGUUCACCGCCCCAGAGCUCAACGUGUCGCGGGUCGAGAUCCUCGCGACCCCAAAACCAGGCCUCACACCGGGGCAGGAGGCAGUCGCGGUCGGGGCGCCCGACGGGCAGCCGACUGGUGACGCGUCCCUCGGGACGGUGCUCCUCCACAGCAGCAGCAUCUUUAGCAUCAUGAUCGUCGCCAUCCUCUGGAGCCUGCGGAUCUACUCGAUCCUCGUGGUCAUGGCGUACGCGCGCAUGGUGGUGCGCAAGCACGUCGCACGCAGCGGGGAAAACACGUUCGACAUUGCGUCCGGGAGCGGAACGGCGGAGAUCGCGGAGGAUCCGUUCCGCGCGGGGCGACCGGAAGGGGAGGGAUGGAAGGGGAGAAUGGGGCGGGCGUUCGUCGGGGUGAAUCGGUCGUAUUGGCUGGGGAAGGAGGAGACGGACGAUGAGGAGGCGAGGUGGAUGGAGCCGUUUAGCACGAGGUUUAAGAGGAGCGACGACCAUAUUGGCGUCAAGGAGAGGGAACGGAGGCGGAGGAGUGGGACCGACCCGCCGAAGCCGCGAGGCUUACCAGAUGCGAUCGAAUUGCGGUGA
This is a messenger RNA of Eremomyces bilateralis CBS 781.70, 1105 nucleotides long. RefSeq names its product DUF1753-domain-containing protein. The record is from RefSeq and is a predicted model, not a curated record. The transcript is spliced from 2 exons. Bases 110 to 1105 code for a protein of 331 amino acids. Gene Ontology annotation, cellular component: Golgi membrane; inositol phosphoceramide synthase complex. Gene Ontology annotation, molecular function: inositol phosphoceramide synthase regulator activity. NCBI's taxonomy places the organism in Eukaryota, Fungi, Ascomycota, Dothideomycetes, Eremomycetales, Eremomycetaceae. Gene Ontology annotation, biological process: inositol phosphoceramide metabolic process.